AUGGAUGCAAAUUCUCCUACUUCUUUGGUUUUUGUUUUUAUAAUGAAGUACUCCACUGUAGCGUUGCACUGGCAACCUGCCCAAGGAUGCAGCACUGCCCCUGAAGCAGCGCUUGAGCUGAAGCAAAUCAGUCACUGUCCCAGCCUUUCAAACCUUGCUCAGGUCACAAUGGUGCCAUUAGGGCACUUAGCCAAAGGGGCCACUUUGGAAGAUCUUCUUGAAACCUGCAUUCAGUCUUUUGAUUUAGAAGGAAAUGCAUAUCAGAACAACCACCUGCUAAAGAUAAUUCUGACUAUGCAUCAGUUUAUCAUCUCCUCUGCGGACAUGCUCCAGAAACUCAUUGAUCUCUAUCUUAAUGCUUUAGAAAAUAAAUCUUCCAUGCUGUGUGUAAAGAUAUGCUAUUUUGUGAGGUAUUGGAUUACAGAAUUCUGGGUUAUGUUCAAAAUGGAUUCCAAACUAACCAAAACUAUGGAGGAAUUUCAAGAACUGGUAAAAGCUAAUGGUGAGGAGUUACACUGUCAUCUAAUUGACACAACUCAAAUAAAUUCCAGGGAUUGGUCUAGAAAGCUGACACAGCGUGUAAAGGCCAACACCAGUAAGAAACGGAAAGUCUCUCUUCUUUUUGAUCACCUUGAGCCAGAGGAGCUCUCGGACCACCUUACUUAUCUUGAAUUUAAGUCUUUCAGAAGAAUAUCGUUCUCAGAUUAUCAGAACUACAUUGUGAAUAGUUGUGUGAAGGAGAAUCCAACAAUGGAAAGGUCAAUCGCUCUCUGCAAUGGUAUCUCCCAGUGGGUACAGCUAAUGGUUCUCAGCAGACCAACACCACAGCUCCGGGCUGAAGUAUUCAUCAAAUUCAUUCAUGUUGCACAGAAACUCCACCAAUUGCAGAAUUUCAAUACGUUAAUGGCAGUGAUAGGAGGUCUCUGUCACAGUUCCAUUUCCAGACUCAAGGAAACAAGCUCUUAUGUUCCUCAUGAUGUAAUUAAGGUAUUUAAUGAAAUGACAGAACUGCUUUCAUCUUACAGAAACUAUGACAGUUAUCGACGUGCCUAUAACGAGUGUACUAGCUUUAAGAUUCCAAUCCUUGGUGUCCACCUGAAAGACCUGAUAUCGCUUUAUGAGGCCAUGCCAGACUACUUAGAGGACAAAAAAAUUAACAUACACAAACUUUACUCUCUAUAUAACCACAUAAAUGAGCUGAUACAACUCCAGGAAAUGCCUCUUCCUCUAGAGGCUAAUAUGGACCUUGUUCAUUUGCUUACACUGUCCCUUGAUCUUUAUUAUACAGAAGACGAAAUCUAUAAGCUUUCAUAUGCGCGAGAGCCAAGAAGUCACAGAGCUGCACCUUUGACACCUUCUAAACCACCAGUAGUUGCAGACUGGGCCUCAGGGGUAUCCCCAAAACCUGAUCCAAAAACCAUCAGCAAGCAUGUUCAGAGAAUGGUGGAUUCUGUCUUCAAAAAUUAUGACCAUGAUCAAGAUGGAUACAUAUCCCAGGAAGAAUUUGAAAAGAUUGCAGCCAGCUUUCCAUUCUCAUUUUGUGUAAUGGCUAAAGACUGGGAAGGGCUGAUUAGCAGGGAUGAAAUAACAGCAUACUUUAUGAGGGCUAGCUCAAUCUACUCCAAAUUAGGACUUGGCUUUGCUCACAACUUCCAAGAGACCACUUACUUAAAGCCUACUUUCUGCGACAACUGUGCUGGAUUUCUAUGGGGAGUCAUUAAACAAGGAUAUAGAUGCAAAGACUGUGGAAUGAACUGUCACAAGCAAUGCAAAGACCUGGUUGUGAUAGAGUGCAAGAGAAGAUCCAAAACUUCAAUUGCAGAUAGCAGCCCCACAUCAGCUCUUGCUUCAAGCCUCUGCCCAGUAGGGGUCAAAGAGCAGUUUCAUGGACAAGAAGAAGGACCCUUCACAUUUCCUAACGGAGAAGUGGAACACAGUGAAGACAGCAAGGACCGAACCAUUAUGCUCAUGGGUUCCUCAGCUCAGAAAAUCUCAGUGAGACUGAAACCAGCUGUAGUUCAUAAGGGUACUCAGACUGAUUCUGUACUGCUGGCUAGUGAUGCAUCUUACAGGCAAGGAGAGAAGAAAGAGCAUAGAAUGCCAGAAAAUACUUAUCUCCAGCCUGCUCCGCAAUCUCCUUGUCCAAGCCCACUUAUAAGUCGCAGAAAGGCAUAUGUUAAAUGGGAAAACAAAGACUCCAGCUGGAAAAUGAAAGAGCAUCACAGCUGUAAACCCUCAUACCAAGAACUUGAGCAGGAACUAAAUAGUCUAAAGGCAGACAAUAACGCUUUAAAGAUCCAGCUUGAACAGGCACAUAAAACAAUUGAAUCUCUCAAAAUCCAGAGAAGAAAUCAUGUUGUGGACAACAUACGAGACUGUACCUAGCAGAUACAACGGGAAGUUUGCUAUGGAAGAAUGUAAGACUGAAGGAGGGGAUGUGAUAAAGCUGCUUUUAUUUCCCUAUUAAAAAAUAUGCUCCCCAAUGUAUAAAUGCAUUUGAUUGAUUACCUUAAAAAGUCAAAGGAGUGUCUUCUGAGCAGUGAAAGCGGUAUCUUCUGGAACUGCUUUUAAGAAGGAGUUACACUGUUCCUGAAGUUCAUAAUGAGGAUGACAUGGAUUUGCCAGUGACUUGACUGCAAGCAGCACAUCUUACUCUGCAAGUAUUCUGACAGAGCAGCUAUUCAUAAGGGCCUUGUCAACUCAAAUUUGGCCCAAUUUCAGGUUUGUAGAAACAAACUUUUGAUAAAGCUAAGCAUUUAAAUAAAACUGCAGAAAUAUUCCAUUAAGAGAGAUACAAUUACUUUUCCUUUUAGUUGAAAUCAAUUAGAAUCAUGAAGUAUACUACUGCCACAGUUUAAGAGGAAUACUAAAAUGAGCAGUUAACCUAAUGCUACUUGAUUAUUUGAUUCAUAGGGGUGUUUUUUUUUUUUUAGGAUAAACUGACAAUUUUUUUAAACUCUUUCAGAGCUUAGAAGUACUGCUGCUCAAAUGUUUACCUUUGUGAAAGUAAAAUACAUAAGAGUACAGAGAGUUUACAUUGAAUACUGCUUCUAUUUUUGUGUUCCUUGCUAUAGCUUGGGCCACUUACUUACCCUUACUUAUUGGGCUUAAGGGAUCGCUUGUUGACCAUGUACUUUAGAUGUGGAACAAGGCCACCUAUUUUGUCUUACGUAAAAAUGACAUCACUGUUAUAGCAUCUUCUGAGUAGAACCUUAAAGGCCAUGUUAUGAAGGAAAGUGUACAGUAAUCCCAAUGCAACAGUGACUGUAUCCUAGAACUUCUAACAUCUUCCAGUGCUGACCAGGUUUUCUCCAUUUCCUCUCUCUUUUAGAACUUGCAUGCACUUUAGGUAAAUAGUCAAGAUAAGUAUCCUUUUACAUGUGUAAAUUUUGUACAGUAAAUGGUGCUAGUGAGGUAACUUAGUUUUCUUAAAGCUACAAAACAUACAUACUGUUAGGAGAUGACAUAGCCAACUUGAAAAUUCCACUUGUAUUCCAAGAAAAUUCUUAAACUUACUUACAGUUGUAUAAAAUUUGCCUGCAUUUAUCAAAUAAGGAUUUGUCAUCACAGAUAUUUAAACAUCACAGACUUAUGACUUGGAGAAAUUUAUUCAUAAAGUAUACUAAUGCUCUUUCUUUAAAACUCUGAAGUUACUUUACAAGAACAAAGUCCACAAUAAAGUUGAUUUUUAGUUGACCUAUUAUAAUAGCAUGUGUACUUGGGUUUAAAGUGGUACAGAUGAAUAUUCCAUCCAUACCAAAUUUGGUGAUUUCAAAUUCUUGAUCUGAACUUCAGUCAUGCUUGCAUCUCCGUGAUUAAGUAAAACCAAAUGGAGAGAGACAGUAGUACUGUCUGCUUUUCUGUUACCUUACUGUAAAUAUGUAUGGUAUGUAAAGAAUUGAGAGGCACGCGAUAGAACAGCAGCUUUUGUUCCUCAUACACUAAACCUGAAUUUUUAACAGUUAAUGUAAAAUUGUACUUUGUGAUCAAUGAAGUAAUCAAAAUGGCUCUUGGGUCACGUUUGCAAACUUGCUUUGCCCAUACUCUGUAAGCACUUAUUUUUGUUCUCUAUGAAAGGAGCUAUAUACCAAGGAGUAUUUCUAGUAGGUAUUUAGCAAAUAAAGGUAUAUUUUUACAGCAAUUAAAAUGAACAAGAUAGAUGUUGAAUAUAUUUUCAUGUAUUUGGAAAAUACUUCAGCAGUGCUAUUGUGAAAAUCAAUCAAUCAUGAACAAACCCAUACUUGCAAAGAAAAUCCCCUAACGUCAGCAGCUGGCCUACAGGCUACUGUGUUAGGGUCGGAAACCCUACAAUACUGACAAAAUUGAUAAGAAGCAGAAGUAAGACUGGCCCUUUUAACUUAAUACUCAAAAUUCAGUUUUGACUACAGAUUUGUACAGUCUUAAAUGCUAACUUAGAAACAGCAAGAGGCCACAAGGGAAUCUGCAAUCAUCUGACUGAUUUGAAAGGGAUCUGUUUGCAGGAGCCUCUCACACAACAAGCCUGUGGGUGCUUCACGUAUGCUGAAAACUUCCUACUUCAAAGAAGUCUGUAAAAUUGAAAAUAGAAAAUGUCAGAGCUCUCUUCAGGUUCUUCAUUUGCCCAGAGCCCUGCCAAAUUUAGUGGUGAUACUCCCUCAUUACUUUCGGAAUUUCCCUUUUUGCUGCAUGAAAGGCCCAAGUUAAUAACAGAAACUGACUGCACAGGCAUAGCACUGAAACUGACACACACACACACACACACACACACACACACUCACAGAGUUCCUGAAAAAGUCACCUGCAUCUGUAAUCAUCGUGACGUGAUGUUUAUACUCAGAAAAAAGAUAAAGUACCAAGUGCUAUUUAAAAAUCACCUUAGCAUACAUUGCUGAUAUUUAGCACCCUUUAAAAUGUAUCUUGUCAUGGCUAGUAAAAAUGAAAAGCAUCUACCUUUUUUCCUUCCCUGACCCAGCUGUGCAUACAGGAAGAAAAACCCCAGUGUGCCCUCUUGCCCUCCCCCACAAACCAAAUUACUGUCUUUUUCUGAGUUUGCAUUCUGAUCCUUUGAAGAUAUAAGUUGACUGAGUGAUACCAGAAUUAACAAGGCAGGACUACUGUUAAUAGAUUAAAAAGCUACCUUUAAAAGUAGCUUACAUAUGUUUUUGGAACUAUCAGAAAGUUACCCUUGUCUCUGUUCUAGAAGCAAUCUGUUAUUUUGUUGCAAUUGAUCUAUGUUAAUGGCAACCUGUAGAAUUUUUGUUUUAAGGCUGUUAAAGAAGAUUGAA
This is a messenger RNA of Struthio camelus australis, 5264 nucleotides long. The record is from RefSeq and is a predicted model, not a curated record. NCBI's taxonomy places the organism in Eukaryota, Metazoa, Chordata, Aves, Struthioniformes, Struthionidae.